Suillus subalutaceus is the source of this 2556-nucleotide messenger RNA. RefSeq names its product pyridoxal phosphate-dependent transferase. Lineage: Eukaryota; Fungi; Basidiomycota; Agaricomycetes; Boletales; Suillaceae. The record is from RefSeq and is a predicted model, not a curated record. Bases 388 to 2412 code for a protein of 674 amino acids. Gene Ontology annotation, cellular component: serine palmitoyltransferase complex. The transcript has 3 exons. Gene Ontology annotation, molecular function: serine C-palmitoyltransferase activity; pyridoxal phosphate binding. Gene Ontology annotation, biological process: ceramide biosynthetic process; sphingosine biosynthetic process.
CUAUGGUGUCUGUCUACGGAACACUACCCAAAAGUAAGUCCGUUCUCGAUCAAUACCAAAAGCUCGCCAGAGGACGGCUCUCGUCUCGGGAAAAAGGCGGCCACUGUACAGGCUAUAUUGAUUCCUGAGACACCAUUCGUUCCGCGCAGGCGUGCACGGUGAUGUAUUUUCAUAUCGUGGCUACGUCACGACGUGGCAUCUAAAUUCCAAAAUGCCGCAGUAUUGAAGAACUAUGAACUUAUCGGCAGAAGAUGAUCCUGUCCCCCGUGGUGCCCCUCGUCAUCAACGACUUGUCUUAUAACUCGAACAGGUUGCCAUAACAUCACUGUUUUCUUCGUUGCUUCAUCGUCAACAACCCGAGGGUGAUUCAUUGGACAAGACAAGAAAAUGCCAUCUCCCAUUGCUUUGAAUCCGCCUGCUCCUCCUCCGUCCAUCUUCAAGAAGACAGGAUCGCUCAGCAAGUUGCCAUUAAUGUCGACGGCGAUGUCGUACCUUUCUGCUGUUCAACAAGCAGACACCCGCGCUCGCAGUCAUAACAAUUCCUCUGCAGCAUCAACUCCUACACGAUCCACCCACUCCUCUGUUACAGCUUCAUCUGAAGACACAAUCCUCUGCGAGGAUGAUACGGACAACUGUCUCGUGAACCCCAUUACACCGCCCACCUCCGAGAUCUUCGCUACUGUUCACACAGAGUUUGGUUACUGUGCAAAUGAGGCCUAUCGUUGCGUUUCUCAGCAUGAUUAUACGAAACCUUUCCAGGAGCACACAACCGAGGAGCCUCCGUACUAUGUUCUCCUCACCACCUACAUAAGCUACCUCAUGGUCAUCUGUUUUGGUCAUGUCCGCGACUUCUUCGGAAAGCGUUUUGCCAAAUCUUUUUUCACCCACCUUAUGCCCCACGAUGGUUACGCACCAUUGAACUCGGAUUUUGAUUCGUUCUACGCCCGCCGGCUCAAGCGUCGUGUGGAUGACUGCUGUUCCCAGCCUAUCGCAGGUGUCCCCGGCCGCACUGUUGUACUCCUCGACCGUUAUUCCACUGAUUACAACCUUACUCAGAUCUACACCGGUACCAAGACACGCGCCUUGAACGUCUCAUCGUAUAACUACCUUGGCUUCUCCCAGGCCCGAGGGGGCUGCUCAGAUGCAGUCGGAGAAAGCAUCCGUCGUUAUGGCAUCUCCACCUGCGGGACACGUCUUGAGACCGGGAGCAGCGAGCUCCAUGUCUUUGCUGAAGCCCUCGUCGCACGUUUUCUGGGAACAGAAGACGCGUUAGUCAGUUCUGUGGGGUUUGCCACUAACUCCACUUUCAUCCCUGCAUUGGUGGGAAGGAAGUCCUUGAUCAUUUCUGACGAACUGAACCACACUAGCAUUCGCGUCGGUGCACGCCAGAGUGGUGCAGAUAUCCGGAUGUUUAAGCAUAAUGAUAUGUCAAGCCUCGAGUCCGUUUUGCGUGAGGCGAUAAGCCAGGGCCAGCCCAAGACACAUCGUCCUUGGAAGAAGAUCUUAGUCAUCGUGGAGGGGUUAUACUCCAUGGAGGGCACGCUCGUAAACCUGCUUAGGAUUGUCGAAUUGAAACAGAAGUACAAGUUCUACCUGUUUGUUGAUGAGGCACAUUCAAUCGGUGCGGUCGGUCCCCAUGGACGCGGUGUGACGGACUAUUUUAACAUCCAUCCUGGCUCAAUUGAUGUCUUGAUGGGCACGUUCACAAAGUCAUUUGGUGCUGCUGGCGGAUACAUCACAGGGCCGAAACACCUUAUUGAUGCUCUCCGGAUGCGCGGACACUCAUGUCCGUAUGCGGAAGCAAUGGCGCCCCCGGUGCUCGCACAAAUUAUCGCGUCGAUCGCGAGCAUCAUGGGCGUUACUCCAGCACCACAGCUGUCCAAGUCCCAAAAUUCCCUCAGCCUUGCUGGUUCAAUUAUCACUCUCAAGGACCGUGUAGAUGACCUCCAAGGAAUGGUGCCUGCAAGCAUGCUGCCGGCGUGGAUAAACCUUCAUCCAUCCCUCGCAGACGGAUCCGAAGCUCGAAUGCGUAUCCGCCGUCUUGCCUUCAACUGCCGUUAUCUGCACGCGGGCCUCAAGAAACUCGGUUUCAUCAUUUCUGGACAUCCCUUCAGCCCGAUUGUUCCCCUGCUUAUCUUCAACCCGGGUAAAUGUUUGAUGUUCUCACGUCUGAUGUGUGCGCGGAGAAUACCGAUUGCUGUCGUUGUCGUAGGGUACCCCGCCACCCCAUUGGAGAAGGGUCGUGCACGGUUCUGUGUUAGUGCGUCACACACGAAGGAAGACAUUGAUAUGGUGCUGCAGGCUUGCGAUGAGGUGGGUGAAAUUCUAGACCUGAAACAUGGUUCGGGUGAGCGGUGGGGGAUUGAUGAAGUUCGCAAGCGCGCAGUGGAGCUUGUUCACUCUGCAGUGUGAACGCUAGGGCCUUUUUGUGUAGUAUGGGGUGGGGAUGAUUAAGCUUACUGUAUUGAGUUUGAUUGUGUCUGCUUGAAAGUGAGAUUUUACAAUUUAUGGAGAGGCAGAGUGAUGUGUGCGCUGCGCACAGACAAUGCAUCAAGG